This is a messenger RNA of Nerophis ophidion (straightnose pipefish), 1983 nucleotides long. Its product is annotated as zinc finger protein OZF-like. Lineage: Eukaryota; Metazoa; Chordata; Actinopteri; Syngnathiformes; Syngnathidae. The record is from RefSeq and is a predicted model, not a curated record. The transcript has 3 exons. The coding region runs from base 145 to 1521 and encodes 458 amino acids.
CACUUCCUUCAAACACGUGUUUCACUGGGACAAUAGUGAGUGGUGCACACUUCCUUCGCCCGGCCACAGAAGACAAAAAAGAGUUGCUGGUGUAACAAUAGGAAGAAUAUAUUCCACUCCUCUCUUGUACACGCGGCUUAUGAGAUGAACGCUCGUCAAGAAGAACGUCCCCUUCAGCAGCAGGAGGAUCCACAGCCCCCCCACAUUAAAGAGGAAGAGGAGGAAGUGUGGAUGAGUCAGGAGGGAGAGUGUCCUGUAGGGCAGGAGGAGGCUGAUGUCAGCAAGUUUCCACUGACUGUUGUCUCUGUGAAGACUGAAGAGCAUGAAGACAAACCACCUGAGUCCUCACAGCUUCAUCACAGUCCAAACGUCCAGCAGGUGUCAGCAGAGAGUCAUGAAGAGAUUCCCUCCAAGCAGCAGGAGUGGAGCUCCAGUGUGGGACAGAAGGAGCUACAGACCCCCUCCCACAUUAAAGAGGAGCAGCUUCAUGAUGAAGAUGAAGCUCAGUCCUUACAGCUUCAUCACAGUCAAAGUGAGGAGAACAGAGGGGCGGAGCUUGUAAGUCAACACAUCACAGAAGCUGAUGGAGAGCAUUGUGAAGAUAUAAAGUCAGAACCAGACAGCAUCUUUGCUCCACUGUCAGACAUGGACCACAUGAUGUCACACUCUUCUGAUCACAGUGACCACAUUCAAGAACCUUUGGAGAGUAAAAAUAAUUCUAAAGGUGAUACGAGACAUCGCACUAACAACAAACACUUUGACUGCUCUGAUUGUGGGAAAUCAUUUAGACAGAAGAGUCGUUUUACAGUACACAUAAGGAUACAUACUGGAGAGAAACCUUUUACUUGCUCUGUUUGUAAGAAGAGUUUCUCCACAAAGCAACAAAUGACCUCACACAUGAGAACACACACUGGAGAGAAACCUUUUGCUUGCUCUUUUUGUAGGAAGAGUUUCUCCAGAAAGCUUGACGUGACCACACACAUGAGAACACAUACUGGAGAGAAACCUUUUACUUGCUCUGUUUGUAAGAAGAGUUUCUCAAGAAAACAUUUCAUGACCACACACAUGAGAACACAUACUGGAGAGAAACCUUUUACUUGCUCCGUUUGUAGGAAAAGUUUCCCCAUAAAGCAACACAUGACCACACACAUGAGAACACACACUGGAGAGCAACCUUUUGCUUGCCCUGUUUGUAGGAAGAGUUUCUCAAUGAAGCCUGCCUUGACCACACACAUAAGGAUACAUACUGGAGAGAAACCUUUUACUUGCUCUGUUUGUAAGAAGAGUUUCUCCACAAAGCAACAUAUGACCACACACAUGAGAAUACAUACUGGAGAGAAACCUUUUACUUGCUCUGUUUGUAAGAAGAGUUUCUCCAGAAGGCCUGACAUGUCCACACACAUGAGAACACACACUGGAGAGAAACCAUUUAGUUGCACUGUGUGUAAUAAGAUGUUCCGGUAUAAGUAUCAGGUCAGUAAACACAAGUGUGUAACAGUCAUGGAAGCUGCAGGGAUUUAAAAACACUUAAACAGUGAUUGUGCUAAAUGUACUUUAAAAACACAGCAUGUUUAAUAUGAAUGUAUAUUUGAUGUUGUAUGUAGUGCCUCUCAUCUUCUACUGUUAAAUUUAAAGGCCUACUGAAAGCCACUACUACCGACCACGCAGUCUGAUAGUUUAUAAAUCAAUGAUAAAUGAUAAAUGGGUUGUACUUGUAUAGCGCUUUUCUACCUUCAAGGUACUCAAAGCACUUUGACACUACUUCCACAUUUACCCAUUCACACACACAUUCACACACUGAUGGAGGGAGCUGCCAUGCAAGGCGCCAACCAGCACCCAUCGGGAGCAAGGGUGAAGUGUCUUGCUCAGGACACAACGGACGUGACAAGGUUGGUACUAGGUGGGAAUUGAACCAGGGACCCUCGGGUUGCGCACGGCCACUCUUCCACUGCGCCACGCCGAUGAAAUAUUAACAUUGCAACA